AUGGCUGGAUCUCAGUUGAAACAAUUAAAAGAGGCCUUGCGGUCCAAAGGAUUAGUGGGUCAAACUAAUGUUAAGAAGAAGAGUAAGACAUCUAAAAGAACACCAUCUGAAACGAGAAGAAAUGAUAAAGAACAAGUUAUAAAUGAUAUUAGAGGACAAUUUAAUCAAUUUGAUCAGAAAUUAAAUCGUAUGAAACGUGAUGUUACCGUUAUUCAAGGGGGUAAGUUUGUUAAAUUCGGAUCUCAACAACAUAAUGAUGCCACUAGAACUAAAUCUAAUGUUCAAAAGAAUAUGAAAAUGCAAUAUGAUUUAGAAAAGGGGAAACAUGGUAAGACGGGUGGCGUUUUAGAUAGAAGAUUUGGGGAAGCUAAUAAACAUUUAACUGCUGAAGAGAAGAUGUUGGAAAGAUUUACUCGAGAAAGACAAUCACAAUCUAAGAAAAGAGGACUUUAUUCUCUUGAAAGUGAUGAUGAAAAUGAUGAUGAUGAUGGAUUUACUUUAACUCAUGGUGGUAAGGCAUUAUCAUUGGAUGUUGAAGAUGACGUUAUAGAGGAUAAUUCAUUAUCAACUACUAAAUAUAUUGAUGAAGAUCAAGUUGAAGAUGACGAUCAACCACAAAGAAAGAAAAGUAAAAAAGAAGUUAUGAAAGAAAUUAUGGCUAAAUCUAAAUUCUAUAAACAACAAAGACAACAAGAGUUUCAAAAGACUCAGGAUAAUAUUGAGGAUUUAGAUGAAGAAUUUGGUGAUAUUAUGCAAGAAAUGGCUAACAUUGAACAACCUAAGCGUCCACAAUUUCUGACUAAAACGGAUGAAGAAAAAGAAUAUGAUACAAAAGUUCGUGAAUUAACUUAUGAUAGAAGAUCUGUUCCAGCUGAUAGAACCAAGACUGAAGAAGAAGUGAAAACUGAACAUCAAGAAAAGAUGAAGAAAUUAGAAGCUGAUAGAUUAAAGAGAAUGAGUGGUAUGGAAAUUGAAGAUGAUCGUAAUGCAGUAGGUGAUGAUUUAGAUGAUGAAUUCUGGGCUGGAAGUGAUGAUAAUGAAGAAGAUGGAUUUGCCAUUAAAGAAUCUGAAGGUGAAGAAGAAGUCAGUGAAGGUGAGGGAGAAGAGGAACAAAUUCUUGGAAGACCAAAAAGAACCAUACAACCACAAAUCAUAAUACCUGGUAGUCAUGAAGAAUUUUUAAAAUCUCUUGCAACCAUCGAUAGUAAUAGACAUCCAGCAUAUGUUAAUAAAAUCAUUGAAAUUUAUAGACCAAAUUUAGCAGCUGGAAACAAAGAUAAAAUGAAUGUGUUUGUCGGAGUGUUAUUCGAACAUAUAUUAUACUUAGCCAAUCAAGAUAAAGAUGCAUCAACUCAAACUUUGAUUGAGAAAUUAACUGUUAUAAUCAAGAAAUUAGCUCAACUUUAUAAUGAAGUAUUAGUUGAGAAUAUCAGAUUAGAAAUCAAUAAUAUCCAAGACCGUAUUUUAAAUAAUGAUGGUCUUUUAUUAAAACGUGAUUAUGUAUUCUUCAUUAUUAUUGGAUACUUAUUUUCAACUUCCGAUCAUUAUCAUUUAAUCGUUACACCUGUAUUGAUAUUAAUGACUGAAUCCAUAACUACAUUGAUUUAUAAGAAAGAUGCUUCUUUACAACAUAUCAAUCAAGGUAUAUUCAUUGCUGAUAUGUUAUUGAAUUAUCAAAGAUUUUCAAAACGUUAUAUUCCAGAAGUGGUUAACUUUGUUGAAAAGGCAUUAUUAUUAUUAAUUCCUGAACCAAGAUUACUUCAAUCAUCAUCAACUCAAUUAGUAUCUACUUAUAAUGUGAUUUCAACUGAUUUGAAUUUAAGUAAGACUUUCAAACCUACUGUUGAACAAAUUGGAGAAGAUGGGAUCGUAUUAAGUAUUGAUGAAUUGUUUAAUAACUCUGGUGAUCAAUUUAAAUUUAAGGUAAUUAUCAAGUUAAUUCAAAUCAUGGAUAAAUCAAUUUCAUUAUGGAAGGAUAAAUCCAAUUUAAUUGAAAUUACUCAAUCUAAUAACUUAAUUUUAAAACAUUUGCUUAAAUAUUAUUCAAGUCAAUUACGUCAAAUUCCAUCACUCAUUACUAAAUUCACCAAACUUUCAAAUAUCUUAACUAAAGAGAGAAGACCAUUAACUUUACAACAUCAUAGAGCUAUUCCAAUUGCCACUUAUGCACCUAAAUUUGAAGAGAAUUUCAAUCCAGAUAAGAAAUCUUAUGAUUCAAAUAUUGAAAGACAAGAAGUUGGUAAGAUGAAGAGUCAAUUGAAGAAGGAAAGAAAAGCUGCUAUCAAGGAUAUCAGACAAGAAUCAAGAUUUGUGGCUAAUGAACAAAUUGAAGAAAAGAAACAAAUGUAUGAUAAAUAUCAUAAGAAAAUGGCUCAUAUUGUUAAUACUAUUGCAACUACUGAAGGAGCUGAAAAGAAUGAAUAUGAAAGAGAAAAGAAGUUACGUAAAUCAAAAAAGUAG
This is a messenger RNA of Scheffersomyces coipomensis, 2460 nucleotides long. It is a transcript of the gene NOP14, whose product is annotated as snoRNA-binding rRNA-processing protein. The record is from RefSeq and is a predicted model, not a curated record. Lineage: Eukaryota; Fungi; Ascomycota; Pichiomycetes; Serinales; Debaryomycetaceae. The coding region runs from base 1 to 2460 and encodes 819 amino acids. The transcript has a single exon. Gene Ontology annotation, cellular component: nucleolus; small-subunit processome; Noc4p-Nop14p complex. Gene Ontology annotation, biological process: maturation of SSU-rRNA.